Thrips palmi is the source of this 4907-nucleotide messenger RNA. It is a transcript of the gene Pof, whose product is annotated as RNA polymerase-associated protein LEO1. NCBI's taxonomy places the organism in Eukaryota, Metazoa, Arthropoda, Insecta, Thysanoptera, Thripidae. The record is from RefSeq and is a predicted model, not a curated record. Gene Ontology annotation, molecular function: RNA binding. The transcript has 10 exons. The coding region runs from base 535 to 2544 and encodes 669 amino acids.
UUGGAAACUAUUUUUCCCGUAGUGUAAAGGCGGUGGCACAGGCUGCCAACCACCAACAAUGUACAUCUUCAUUCAAUGUAGAAUUAAAAUGGUGCUUGUUCUAGAGAGGAGAUUAAACUUCUCGGAAAUCAAAAAGAAUAAUAUGUUCUAUUGUUAUUUUAAAAUAGGCAAGCAAUCGGUUCACAGUUCACUUAUCCUCUAAGUGACUGGUUAGUGGCUUUCCCUGAGUAGCCAUUUUUGGAUUCAUCGCUUGUUUUCGGCAACCACCUCCGCGUCUUGCUCUCGUUCUCGUACAUGUAUGUUUUGUUAUUGAAAACCGAUGUAGCGGUCGGUGUCGUAUUUGUACGGAUGGAAGUUGUAAUUUGAAUGGAUGUUCAUGGUUUUUCGACUUUCACGAUCACAAGCUCUGUCUAGAUUAGCGGCUGAAGGUUUGGUUGUGUCGUUCCCUUGUCUAAGUGUCUAUUGACACGGCGUGUGCUGUCUUGUUGACUUGCUGACAGUCGGGUCAAAUAGAUUCUUAAGUCGUCUGCCACCAUGUAUACGAAUGGAAGCAGGGUUUCCUCUGCGUCCGCAUCCGCACCAAAACGCAAGCUUGAAAACGGAGGGAGUGAUGAUACACCUGACGGAAUGCCAGCUAAGCAACAUAAUUAUGGCGAAAAUUUGAAUGCAGCUAGAAGCAAGCAUCUUUAUGGUGACAAUUUAAAUGUUCCAUCUAGAUCGACUCAAAUUAAUCAACACAGCUACGAUUCGCUAAGUUCUUCCUCCAGAGGUGCUUCUUAUGGUGAUCAUGCAAAACAACACAAUUAUGGUGAUAGUUCAAGCCAAUCAGCAAGAACUGCAUCUUCAAGUCAGCAUAAUUAUUCAGAUAGUAUGAACUCAAAGCAAAUUAUGAAUGUAAACCACUCAAACCAUAGAGAAGUAUCUGGACCAGGAUCCCUCAAGCAGUAUCACCAGUAUUCGUAUGACGGCAUGUGCCCACCUCCCAAUCACUACAAUUACGCUGAUAGUAAAGGGCCCAUGCAGCAGUACAGCUACAAGAUGGAGUCAAGCAACCAAGCUAUUCGCCAAGGUUCUCCUUAUCCACCUGGCCCAGGCCGUUAUGGGCAACUCAAUGGCAUGGGAGGGCCGGGUCGAGGCUGGAAUCCCCGAGGAAGACCACCCAUGAGGGGGCAUGGGUUUCAGAGGAAUCAGUGGCCUCCCCAAGGCCCUCCCCCUGGCCCGUCCGGUCCCAUGGGACACCCCCACAUGGGUCACCCAGGGCACAUUGUGCCUCCCUUGCUACCCCCUUUUGGUCCUCACCCACCACGAGGUUGCUAUGGAGGUCAUGGGGGACCAAGGCCUAUGCCUUUAUUUGGCCAUCAAGGGAAUCAAUUAGGUGGACGCAACCAGGGUGGCUAUCAAAUGGGAGCUCACCAGAAAUCUAAGAACAAGAAAAGACAAGAAGAUUCUAAUUGUGUUGAUACAAAUACUAUUCCCUCAAAAGCUAAAGGAGGAGUGUUGCUUUCGCCUGAUAAUAAGCCUCUAAAGCCUAGGAAGCGAACAGUGUUACCAACUUUCCCAAGCAGGCCAUGGAAUAGAGAUGAUGCUGAAAAGGCUCUAAAAGUUGAACUGGAGACGACCCUGAACCUCAAAAAUGAAAGUUUAAUUAUUCGGUUUCCUGAUCCAGAACUUUCACGGGACAUUGUCAAAACCUAUCAUCCCAGUAUACAAAAUGUCCAUUUCCAGGUCCCUAGUGGUCCCAGGUACUGUUUUGUUCAACUAGCACCUGAUGCCAACACAGAAAAAGUUAUUAAAAUGUUGGAAAAUGUGAAAUUUGGUUCAGGCCAUUUAUCUGUUGAGAAGAAAAGCACUAAACAAGAAGAAGAGGCAUCACCAGAAUCUAUUGACCCUUACACGUUAUACAUUGGAAAUCUUCCAACAAAUGUCAAUAUUCAAACAGUUAAAGAAAAAUUCCCAGAGGCAGCUAGAGUUGAUGUUGGUUUUGCUCAGCGAAUGCGAUACACAAGGUAUGCUUUUAUCAGAUUUAACUCUGUUGAUGAGGCUAUUAAGGCCUAUAAGGAAAACCACAAUCUUGUUCUCGAUUCACGUAGCAUUAUUGUAAGAUUCAGAAGGCAGAAAGGUCAAAUAGACCUUCCUGGUGAAGCAAAACCUCAACAACCUUCCAAAGUCAAUGUUCGAACUGCUGAUACCAAGAAAAAUGAUGAAGACAAUAAAAAUGAUAAAACUAAAAAGGAGCCUAAGGGUGGAGAUGAAGAGGAAGAUAAAGAUGAAGAGGAAGAUGAAGAUGAUGAUGAAGAGGAAGAAGAAAAUGUUGAUGAUGAUGAUGAUGACGACGACGACGCAGUUGGUGGAGCACAAGAUGAUGAUGAUGAUGAUGAGGAAGAGGAUGGUCGCAAACCUCUUGAUGAUGAUGAUGACGAUGAUGACGAUCAAGUAGGAGGGCCAGCCUUACCUCCAGACGAUGAUGACGAUGAUGAUAACAUCUUCCGUGAACUAGAUGCACAUCUUGGAGGGUAUGAUGGAUUUCCUUUCAACUUUAACUGAUUCUUGACAAUUGCAGUGGAACCAACUAAUGGCAUAGAGGAGAAAUCUCGAUUUUUACCAAGCAAUGUGCCAGCAAUGUUAUGAAUUGGUUCGCUCCAUUAUAUUAAAGAAUUAGAGGGAAUUACAUUAACAGUGAUAAAGACCUAAAGCUUCAAUUAUUUACCUGGUUUCAUUUAUUUUUAUUUUCUUCAUUCCGGUGUCUUAUUAAUCUACUGUGAGAUGUUUGUUCUGUUUUUGUUUUUGUCAUGUGUAGUGCUUUGUACAUAACUGGUGUAGAUGAGGUAUGAAUGGCUUUUUUUUAGUAAUGUUUAUUUUAUUCUUAUUAACACUUUGUUAUGAUUGUAAAUACCCUUUUUGGUAUUAUAGUUUAUUACCUGAAUUGUAUUAUUAAGUAUUUUCAGUGACGUAUAUGAAGGCUGUGCCAGGUCAUGUCUUAUUUAUUUUAGUUAUUGAUGGUUUUUUUACAGUUUAUUAAUAUUUCAGAAUUGUUUUCAAAUCACAUACGAACAGUACAUAAACACUCAGUCAAAUCAUUUAGGCAGACAUUAUCUGCCCCAAAGUUUUUCAAGUUUUAAUUUGAUUGCACGUCCUUGAAAGGCUCUUGCUGUGUCUCAUUAUUUAAUUAAUUUUUUUCCAUAUUGACUGAGGAUAUUAAUUUGUUGUUGUUCUAUUGACUGAGCUUUAUAAACUGAAUUCUGUCUAUAAAUUACCUUUAAAUUUUCGUUUGACUAUAGAUAAGGAUAAUCAAAGCGUUGCCUGUCCGUGAUAUUUUAAAAAUUCCAUGAUCAUGUAAAUCAACUACCGAGGCAAAAUCCUUUUUUUUUUUUUUUUUUUGCUUUUAUUAUGCCUGCUAUUCAAUCUUGAAGUGUUUGUAUUGAGGAACGUUAAUUUUCAAUGUUGUACUUUUUGGGUAAUUUCUGUGUUUCUUUUCAUCUUGUCUACACUGUAACAUCAAUGCUUUACAGUUAUUUUUUUUGUAACAAACUUUUGAAUUUGUCAGCUACUAGAGCUGGCAAUAUCAUUAUCUGUGAUUUAAGCUUGUGCUCUCUCUUUUUAAUUUUCUUGUAUCUGUGUGUGAAGGGUUAUUUUUCAAUUUCCCAAUGAUUUUUAAUCUAUUGCAAACCCAGUUGGUCAAACUUUGGUAACGUGGUGUCAGUUCUCUUCAUACUAGGAUCUUAUAUCGUCCAUCUCCUCUUUUUUAAAAAUUUUGGAUUUGUUACAAAUGAUCUCAAUUAGUACACUGUACAUUAGCAAACUUAAGGCCAUUGCAAUUUAAUUCAGCUGAAAUACUUCAAACAAAACUCAACUCAGUUAGAUUCAUUAGUAAUUAUGAUUAUUUUUAAAUCUGUCAAAUGAUUUUAUGCAAGCAAACAUGGUCUGCCAAACAGUUUGUAAUAGUCCAUGCUAGUAUUUCAAUUUACCAUAGGUUGUAAGUCAGAAGACUGUACCAAUGUAUAAGACCUUCUGUGAAACAUAUCUUACCCAUUUUGUGAAUGGGUACCAAUGUUUUAUUAACAUUUAUCUUUUUCUCCAAUCUUUGUACUGCACACUUAUUUGCAUCAUGAUAGUUUUGCUGUGGAUUCUGUAACUAGGGCAGUUAAGUGUGCAGAGGAGCCUCUACUCAGUCUGCAGCCUUCCCACUUAGCAAAUUCUUUGUGCUGAUACAGAAAUUGUGCAGAAGAAGGGCAAUCUAGGCUGGAGUAGUAAGAGACACUCUAAGACUUUUGAGUAAUAAAUUGUUUUUCGCGUCCUGUUUGUGCUAUACUCCUUUCACUUUUAACCGUUGAUUCUCUUUCAUAGCCACUUUUGACUUGUCCUCGGAAGUGCGUUAGUAAUUUGAAAUAUCUGUACUAUAUAUCAGCUCCCCUGAAACUAUUUUUGAUAUUGGUGCAGUCUUUGAAAUAAUUUACUGGUAACUUUUCUGUAUGUACAAAGUAGAUCAAAAACUACCUGAUGUGUAUCUGUAUGCAAUUUUAAGUUGUUGAAUCCAGUCAUUGCGGGUUUUCUUAGAUUGUCCAGUCCAGUAUACUACAUCUGUCAUGUAGCUCUUUACUUCUGGAAGGUUCCCGCACCUCUCAUUUGUAGUGUCUGUUUAUAAUACCAAGAAGCAAUUUUGAUCGGGCUUUCAGUUCUCUUGCACUGUGUAUCAUGUAUUUUGCCAGUAUUAUGAAAAUUACAUCCAUGACUUCUCACCAGUAUUUUAAUAUGUGUGAUCUUAUGUUUUAUGUUAUUUUAUGUACCUUUUAUAAAUACAAAAGGGUUUAACACCACAAAAUAUCAGAAAAUGUCAAGUGUCCAAUGUUGUAUUUUCCCAUGAUUUCUUGCCAAGCCCCUUUUCAAAUAAAGGAGAGCCACAGAACAGA